AUGUUGCCCUCUCUCUUGAUCUCUGCUUUGGCACUAGCCAGCACUGCCCACUCCACAAAGCUGUGUCAAAAGAAGCCUAACAUCAUAUUCAUCCUGUCAGACGACCAGGACAGACGGCUGGGUUCCACUGACUUCCAGCCUGUUCUGCAUCGUGAGAUCUUUGCCAAGGGCACCGAGUUCACCAACCAUUACGGCACGACUGCGCAGUGCUGCCCUGCUCGCGCUAGCAUCCUCCGUGGACAGUUCUCUCACAACACUAAUAUCACUCAUGUGAAUGCCGUGGCCACUCUCCCUAAUUCUGGAUCAAGUGGCAACUAUGACAAGUGGCUGUCUUCGAAACAGGACGAGGACUACCUGCCGCUCUGGCUGAAGGAGGCUGGGUAUCGCACCGAGUCAGAUGUUGGUAAAUUCCUAAAUGGCUACAAUACUGCGAACUGGGCAAAUGCUCCUAAGCAUUGGGACUGGAUGGAUACCUUGCUUGACCCGUACACAACCUUCUUCAAUGUCCCCGUCUUGUCGCAGAACGGGGAACGGCCUAUAUGGUACAAGGGAUUUCACCAGACUGAUGUCCUUCGCAUCAAGGCCCUCGACCGACUUGAGCGUCUUGCAUCUCAGGACACCCCCUUCUACCUCACCAUAGCCCCCUACGCACCGCAUGUACAGAACAAUGCUCAUCGGCCGAUUCCCCUGAAGCGUCACAUGGACUUGUUCCCUAAUGCCAAGACCCCAAGGAAUCCCAACUUCAACCCUGCCGACGAGUACCAGCACAAGAAGGGCAGCUGGCUGCGCACUUUGCCGCUCAUGAACCAAACCGCUAUCGACUUUGCCGACUUCACAUACCAGUCGCGGGCACAGUCGCUGCAGGGUAUUGAUGAGAUCAUCGAGGACGUUGUCCGCAUGCUGGAGAAGAAGGGCAUCAUUGACAACACCUACAUUGUCUACACCUCGGAUAACGGCUACCACAUUGGACAGAACAGAGCGCCAGCUGGAAAAGCCCUCUUCUACGCCGAGGACUCUCAUCUCCCCUUCGCGGUUCGUGGGCCCGGUAUCCCCAGAGGUAUCAAGUCCAACUUGCCAAGCACGCAUGUUGACCUCGCUCCUACAUUCCUCGAAAUCGCCGGCCUAUCCAAGAAGAAAUAUCCGGCCUUCUUGGAUGGCACAAGCCUACUCGAUCAGUGGCAUCACCCACACAACAGCUCCGGACGAGAGCACGGCAAGGGUAAUGCCAGAGAGACGCUCAACAUCGAGUUCUGGGGCCUGUACGGGCGCAUCCUCGGCGAUCGUGACGGCUGGCUUUUCACCAAGUGGUGCACCGGGGACACCGAGAUGUACCACACCACCACGGAUGAGUGGGAGCUGCGCAACAUCGCCGACUCCAAGGAACCCGAGCACCAGCGCGCCUUCACCCGACUCAACGCCAUCCUGAUGGUGACCAAGUCCUGCGAGAAGGGCUCUUGCCGCGACCCUUGGGCCGUGUUCCAGCUGCCCUCUGGCAAAAAGCUCAGCUCGUUCGAGGAGGCCAUGUUGCCCGAGUACGACUCCUUCUUUAACAAGUUCCCUCGAGUGUCGUUCCAAGAGUGCCUGCAGUUCCAGUCUGCUGAGAACGAGGCGCCCUUCUACCCGCCGCUGCCACACCGUGGUCAAGGUGGUCUCGGACGCUCCUACCGCGCCCCAACGGAUAGCUUUGUGGAGACGGAUGACACGCUUAGUAUCACGGACGAGAACUUUUACGGGUCCGAGGAGCAGAGACAUGCAACGCUUGAGGACCUCUAUUCCGAGGCUAGGGAGCUAACCGAUGAGGAGCUCGGCAAGGACUUUGAGGCUUCCAAGAAAAGGUGGGCAGCUACCGAAGAAAUUGACAUGAGAGCGUAUGGAUAUGAUUAA
Scedosporium apiospermum is the source of this 1884-nucleotide messenger RNA. Its product is annotated as Arylsulfatase. The record is from RefSeq and is a predicted model, not a curated record. The transcript is spliced from 7 exons. The coding region runs from base 1 to 1884 and encodes 627 amino acids. Lineage: Eukaryota; Fungi; Ascomycota; Sordariomycetes; Microascales; Microascaceae. Gene Ontology annotation, molecular function: N-acetylglucosamine-6-sulfatase activity; glycosaminoglycan binding.